UGAGAACUUCUGUCAUGUUCUCUUGCCCAUCUGCCAUCAGCAACACUGGUUUUUACUUGUGGCAUCCAUGAUCACUGGAGAGGUCACCAUACUUGAUUCUGUUCCAAGUGAAUCCAGAGCAAGAACAUUUUUCCUUCAUUGGAUGAAAUUCAUGGAUGCUCGACUUUCCCUCUUGGACAACAAGAACCCCAUCAAGUGGACCAGAGGUCAGACACAAUCUUCUGUGCCAGAAGAUGGAAGCUCUUGUGGUGUAUUUGUACUGAUGAAUGCAGAAGCUGUGACAAAGAAUGUUCCACCACGGCUGAUGAGGCAGUGCCAUGUGCAUACGUACAGACAACAUGAACUUCAGCGUCUGAUUUCUUCAUCAACAACUCUCGAAGUGAAGAUGAAAAGAUGUGACCUGCCCUUUUGUUCCAACCCUGUCAAAUCUGAAAGGAAGCACCAGAGGAGCCAGUGCCCUUCAUGUGAAAAAUGGAGUCAUAAAUUUUGUCUGGGCCUGGAUGAGGAUCAGUUAGUAAACACAUGCAUGUUCUGUUGCUAAAACGAAUGUUGUUAUUGUUAAGAAAUCAAGUGUGAUAUACAGAUAUGGACUAAUAUAUGAUGUAAUGAGAUUAAUUCUUGCGAUCAAUUAUGUCCUGUGAUGAGAUUGUCUAUGCAUGAAUGAGGACCAGUUGGAAAUGACACCAACAUUAAAUUGCUGAUGACUUUCAGUAUUAUGCAACAAAUGUUGUCAUAAAAACUACAUUUAUUAUGACACUCCUGAUGAUGAAUUCAGUUGGAAAGUGCAGGUUUAACAAGGGUAAACGUGACUAUGAAAUGUGAAACUAACACAUACAUUUACUAUUGUUCACUAAAACAUUCUUUAUACAUAUCAAAUAUUUAAUCAAGUACUGAUACA
Molecule: messenger RNA, 898 nt
Organism: Mizuhopecten yessoensis (Yesso scallop)
Lineage: Eukaryota; Metazoa; Mollusca; Bivalvia; Pectinida; Pectinidae
Exons: 3
Coding region: 68-541 (157 amino acids)
Biological process (GO): proteolysis
Molecular function (GO): cysteine-type peptidase activity
Source: RefSeq, a predicted model, not a curated record